Oreochromis aureus is the source of this 2119-nucleotide messenger RNA. RefSeq names its product matrix metallopeptidase 21 (gene mmp21). Gene Ontology annotation, biological process: extracellular matrix organization; proteolysis; collagen catabolic process. The record is from RefSeq and is a predicted model, not a curated record. The coding region runs from base 1 to 2067 and encodes 688 amino acids. Gene Ontology annotation, cellular component: extracellular matrix. Lineage: Eukaryota; Metazoa; Chordata; Actinopteri; Cichliformes; Cichlidae. The transcript has 7 exons. Gene Ontology annotation, molecular function: metalloendopeptidase activity; zinc ion binding.
AUGCUGAAUUUAAUCCAGCUGAUAUUUAUGCUCUUUUUGACCAACAUUAGCACAACUGAUGCAGAGAAACUUUUCCAUAAUCGGGAUCAUUCUGAUACGCAGACCCUUAAUUCUCACCGAGCUCAGGCUAUAACAGACAAAUAUGGAUUCAUCAAGCCAGUUAACUGGGAGGAGGUUCAGUUUGAGGAGUCAGAUACCUCUUUCAGCGGUGACUUCCUCAACGAUCUUCAAGCCACAAUCCAAGAGGGAACCUCAGCGUCUUACUCGAGAGCUGCUCAUCGAGCUGGUGAUCAGCAGGGCUAUAACCGUCAAAAUGAGAACCAAGCCUUUAUUUCAGCACUUAAAGAGUUUCAGAGGGUUUCAGGUCUGCCUGUUACAGGGGUGUUUGAUGAGGCCACCAAGUUAGCAAUGAACAAACCAAGGUGUGGAGUCCCUGAUAAAGAGACUGUUCUGACCAACCCUGUCAUCACUACAGAACCUGAGAGCAGUGGUGACUUUGAUUUUGAAAACAAUACCACUGACAGUUUUACUGAGACCAACAGGAACAACACAGCAAGUGACAUAAUCAGUGGCACUACUUUAGGUACUGCAAAUUUCUCUGAAGACGACAUAUUAAAUUUUAAUGAUGCAGACGGUGUGCUCACAGCCAUUUCCAAUGACACCAGCAUGAAUUAUACAACAGAGCUUUUAAAGAUCACUUCUCUAAACAGCUCGCACGACAGCAGACUGGGCAGCCAAAUGGGGAAUUUCAGUGAGAACGCGCAUCAGAGUGAAGCAGUGAGACGCAAGAAGGAACAUCUCGCAAGUCUCAUAUCCAAAAGCAGGCGGAAGAGAGAUUUGACUCCAACUGGCCACAUGGCUUUUUCCAAGAAGGUGUUAAACUGGAGGCUGAUAGGAGAAGGCUACAGCAGCCAGCUGACUAUUGAAGACCAGAGGUACAUCUUCAGACUGGCUUUCAGGAUGUGGAGUGAGGUGUCGCCACUGGAAUUUGUGGAGGAUACACAUGCCCCAUUAGAGGAUGUUGACAUCAGGCUGGGAUUUGGUACAGGAAGGCAUCUGGGAUGUAAUCAGAAGUUCGAUGGCACUGGUCAAGAAUUUGCCCAUGCUUGGUUCCUGGGUGAUAUACACUUUGAUGAUGAUGAGCACUUCACAACUCCCAAUGUUGGCAGUGGAAUCAGCCUUCUCAAAGUAGCAGUUCAUGAGAUUGGCCAUGUUUUGGGUCUACCCCACAUAUAUAGACCCGGAUCCAUAAUGCAGCCCAGCUAUCUACCCCAGGAGUCCACCUUUGAAAUGGACUGGAUGGACAGAAAAGCUAUACAGCAACUCUAUGGAGGCUGUAAAGGCCGGUUCAACACGGUGUUUGAUUGGAUCAGAAAGGAGAAGACACCCUAUGGGGAGGUGGUGAUCCGCUUUAACACCUAUUUCAUGAGAGAUGGCUGGUACUGGCUGUAUGAGAACAGAAAUAAUAGAACACGUUAUGGUGAUCCAGUUCCGCUGCAAACUGGCUGGCAUGGGAUCCCCAUGGAUGGAGUGGAUGCACAUGUCCAUGUCUGGUCCAGGAAAAGAGAUGCUGUAUAUUUCUUCAGAGGUACUCAGUUCUGGAGGUAUGAUAGUGAGAACGACCAGGUGUUUGGACAAGACUCUGAAGGUCACCAGUAUCCGAGGUUAAUCUCUGAAGGAUUCCCAGGGGUGCCAAGUCCUAUUGACACAGCCUUUUAUGACAGGAGGGACUCCCACAUCUACUUCUUUAAAAACAAUCUUGUGUAUGCAUUCAGCGUGGAAGCCAACAACUUGGCAAGAGGGUUCCCAAAAAACAUCAGAGAUGUUUUCCCUCCUGUGGUGAACACAGACCAUCCAGAUGGCAACAUUGACGCUGCCUACUUCUCCUACACUCACAAUGCCAUCUUUCUUCUCAAGGGCAUACGCUUCUGGCAAGUAGUGGGCAGUCGUGAUCGCUGGCGACGGCCCUUUCUGCCACGAAAUGGCCUGCUGCCACAUAAGGAGGUGGAUCAGCAUUGGUUUGAUAUCUGCAAUGUUCAUCCCACUGCACUCAAACUAACCCGCUGAGAGUGUUGCAGCAGAGAUGCGAUAGAGCUUGCUAAAGUUUGCAUAUGUGAUC